This is a messenger RNA of Fundulus heteroclitus (mummichog), 3129 nucleotides long. RefSeq lists its product as uncharacterized. The record is from RefSeq and is a predicted model, not a curated record. Bases 101 to 2776 code for a protein of 891 amino acids. Lineage: Eukaryota; Metazoa; Chordata; Actinopteri; Cyprinodontiformes; Fundulidae. The transcript is spliced from 3 exons.
GAGCCGACGAGUAAAGCCGAAAAAAAGACCGGGAGACUUAACAACAAGAACCGCAAGUCCGCAACACUGAGUUGUGAAUGUUGCUGCACCUGCAACAAAUAUGACUUGGCAGUGUAAGUUGUGUUCAGCUUCUUUUACCACUCGGACAUAUUUAUUAAAACACUGCAGACUGCAGCACAGCCACUUUUCAAAAAUUAGCCCUCUCCCAUGUCUCCAUGAUGAUUGCAUGUGCACAUUUCAGACAUUUAGUGCACUGAGUACUCAUCUGUCAAGAUAUCAUACGCAAGAACGUAAGAGCAGUGCAAAGGAGAUUCAGGAGCUUGUCACCUUCAAGUGUCCUUUAUGCACAUUUCAGCAACCUUUUUCUGAGUCUGUGCUCCUUAGUCACAUAAGAACACACUUAAAAAAGCAUGAAACAGUGGUAUGUCCAUACAAAGACUGUAAAUAUAGCACAAACGUAUACUCUUCAUUUAAUUCCCACAAAAGUAGAUUCCAUCAAGGGAAUAUUGUAUCAGAGUUUGGUAGCGACAUUGUCUAUGAGCAUACUCAGAAUCUCCAAGCCACCAGCUCUAAUGUAACUAUGAAUGAAGAGUGUCGAUUUCAGUGCACAGAAAUGCAGGAUGAUGAGCAGUGUGCUACAUCAGCACUAAAAAAUCAGCUCAAACUUAAUGCUGCAUCUUUAUUUCUAAAGAUGCAGGCUAUCCUUCAUGUGUCAAACUCAGCUACACAAGAAAUAGUUGAUCACUUGAAUCAGAUAUUCUCUUUAUCUCAGCCAUUAAUCAAAGAUGCAGUUAAUGACAUAUUGCAGAGACAUGGUCACAAUAUUACUGACUCCACGCUCAAUGAAGUCGUCAGGGCUGUUAUGGAUUCUAAUGUUGUAUUUAGUGCUACAUCCAAAGGUGCAGAGUUGUCUUCUCAUAAGCGAAGAAAGACAUUUAUAGAGCACAAUUAUCCAUUGGUAAUGCCAGUAGAGUACCAUUUAGAAGCACCUGGUCAUACCAUUAUGUAUGUUCCAAUCCUUCAGAUGAUUCAGGAGCUGUUUAAAAAUACAGACAUCCUGAAUAAGAUCAAAGAACCAAACUCUGAGCCUGGUUAUUAUGUGUCAUAUCGUGAUGGCUCUCAUUUCCAAGAAAACAAGCUACUCUCAACAGAAGAUCUACACCUAGCAAUCCAGCUAUAUAUUGAUGAUCUUGAAAUUGCUAAUCCUCUUGGUACAUCACGUAAAGUUCACAAACUUUGUGCUUUAUACUGGGUCCUAGCAAAUGUGCCGCCCAAGUAUAGAUCAGCAAUGCACACUAUACAAUUGGCCCUUCUAGCUAAAGUGACAGACCUCCAGAAAUAUGGAUAUGCAAGUGUACUUGCACCAUUGGUUCAUGAUGUCAACACGCUAGAACAAGAUGGUGUUUUCAUUGAAUCCGUUGGUCAGAAUGUGAAAGGCACCAUUUUUUGCGUUUCUGCUGACAAUCUGGCUUCGCAUGGCUUAGGUGGUUUUCUGGAGUCAUUUAGAGCAAAUUAUGUUUGCAGAUUCUGCAUGGCCACAAGUGAACAGUUUCAAAUCACUGAGGUAAAAAAGGAGACAUUUGUUCAGAGAACCAAAGCGAGCCAUGACCUUCACGUACAAAAUGUCCUCCAAGAUGACAGUUUAAGCAGCCAAUUUGGGGUUAAAGGUGACUGUGUUUUGCGUGAGUCACUUGAGUACUUCCAUCCUAUUACAGGUUUUCCUCCAGAUCUACUUCAUGAUCUUUUGGAAGGAAUCGUUCCAGUUGAACUUUCUCUUUGCAUUAAAGAAAUGAUUCGGCUUAAGUACUUCACUUUAGAUUAUUUGAACCAAAGGAUCACGUCAUUCCCAUAUCAGCACACUGAUAAAAUAAAUAAACCACAUCCAGUUCCCAAAACAUUUAUGUCUCGGGGAACGAUUGGAGGCAAUGGGCAUGAAAAUGCCACGCUGCUGAGACUACUUCCCCUACUUGUGGGCAGUAAAGUACCAGAGGGUAAUAUUGCAUGGGAGGUUUUGAUGGACUUGAAAGAGGUAGUUGAAUUAGCUCUGUGCCCAUCAUUUUCUGAUGAAACACUGGACUAUUUUGUUUGCAAAAUCAGUGACCACAGACAGAUCCUACAAGAGGCUUUCCCUCAGUUUAGCCUUCGUCCUAAACAUCACUAUGUGGAGCAUUACCCCACCUUAGUUAAGUGCUUUGGACCCCUGGUUCAUGUUUGGACCAUGCGAUUUGAAGCAAAGCAUCGCUUUUUCAAGAGAGUGGUGCAUGAUGCUCAAAACUUCAAAAAUGUCUUGAAGACCCUGGCGAUCCGACACCAACACAUGAUGGCCUAUCACCUUGGUUCACCAUCAUUUUUCAAACCAAAAACGCAAACAUCCAGGGUUGACUCUGUUUUGGUUUCAGCUCUGGCAGAGGUAGCUCAGGCUCAUAUUAGAGGACAAACAACUAGUGAUGUUGUCUAUAGUACAUCAAAGGUGACCAUUGAUGGCACAGACUACACCACUGGAAUGUUUGUUUCCGUUGGAAUCAGUGGGGGACUGCCAAAAUUUUGCAGACUAACACAGAUCUACCUUGUGAAUCACAAUGUUUCUUUUCUCUGUUGUGAUUAUGACUCCUGGUAUGUAGAGCAUCUUCGAUCCUAUGAGCUGUCAGCCAUACAGGGGAGCCUGUCUAUCCACCUGCAAUCUGACUUGAAUGAUACAACCCCACUCUCUGCAUACAAGAUUGGGAGCUUGCUGAUGCUGACUCCCAAGAGGUUCAUACAAGUGAGACAAAAUUAAGACCACUCUACAGUAAGUAAUUUUUUGUGCAUUGGAAAAUGUGCUUCCUGAUCAACCAUUAUACGCAACAUACAUGACAUGCAUUUUGGAAUUGCACUCUUUGGUAACACAUUCUUAAGAUAAUGUCCAUAAUGGAUUAAAACACAAAUAUUACUGGCUUAUGUUAUGGAAGUUAUAAUAUACUGUGUGGCCUAGGUCCAAAAUUUUUUUUUCUUUUCUAUAAAGCACGCUUUAUAGAAAAGAAAGUUCUAAUGCUGAACACGUUAGAAGUUGUCAUUCAUGAUUUUAAACAUUUAGAAAGCCUUAUAAAUGCACUAUGAUGUCCAUUUACUGAUGUGUUUUUAACCUCUACA